Messenger RNA from Glarea lozoyensis ATCC 20868, 1038 nucleotides. RefSeq names its product NAD(P)-binding Rossmann-fold containing protein. The record is from RefSeq and is a predicted model, not a curated record. The transcript is spliced from 4 exons. Bases 1 to 1038 code for a protein of 345 amino acids. Lineage: Eukaryota; Fungi; Ascomycota; Leotiomycetes; Helotiales; Helotiaceae.
AUGUCUCGAAAACUUUGCAUCACAGCCGUAGACGGCCAAACCGGCUUCCUAAUAGCAGAACUCCUCCUCACCAACCCCGACUUCACCAACAAAAUCGACUCAAUCAUCGGUCUCGCCCUCGACCCCGAAUCUCAAAAAUGCAAAGACCUCAAGAAACUUGGCGCAGAAAUCGUGCAUCACGUUCCCGGCACCGAGAAGAAAGUCGUCCAGAUUCUCAAAAGCACCGGCGCAGAUACGAUCUGCUUGAUCCCGCCAGCGCACAAGGAGAAGUACCAGAUCACAGUGGAACUUGUCACCGCGGCGAAGAAAGCGGGAGUGCAGAAUGUUUGUCUACUGAGUUCUGCUGGGGCUGAUCUGGCGGAUAUGAAGAAACAGCCAAGGUUGAGAGAAUUUAUUGAGAUUGAGAAUUUGGUUUUGGCGGCGAAGGGUGAUCCGAGUACGCCGCUUGGUCAUUCUCCUGUCGUUAUUCGUGCUGGCUUUUACAUGGAGAAUCUGCUGGUAUAUGGACCUCAGGUAAAGAAGGAAUCUGUCAUACCUCUGCCAGUUGGGGAGACACACAAGUUCGCUCCAGUGGCUCUUGGUGAUGUCGCACUUGUGGCAGCACAUGUUUGCUCCGGAAAAGGCGCACACGGAUUUGACGACAAACAUCGUGGGCAGCUCAUCGUACUUACAGGCAUGUCUCAUUUCUGUCACACUUUCAUUCUAAAACUGAUAUAUUCAGGUCCUAUGCUGGCUGCUGGCAAAGAGCUCGCAGAAGCGGCACAUCAAGCCUUAGGUGAAAACCUGAGUUUUGAAAAUAUCUCCGAGCACGAAGCCAAGAAAGUCCUCCAACAACAAGCAGAGUCUGACUCCUCCGAAAUCGAAUAUCUACUGGAAUAUUACUCCUUGGUUCGUGAAGGAAAGACUAAUUACAUUUCCACGCUCGCUUUCCAUGAUGUGACUGGUCAACAUCCACAGGAGCCGGUGGAAUGGUUCAAAAUCUAUGCAGAGGAGUUUAGAGCUGAACAUCCUAAUAAGAAGAGGAAGCAGAAGAAAUGA